AUGUCCACCACACAAGCAACCCGGAAACCACUAGUGGUUGCCUUGGGAGAUCCAAAAUAUGUUGGACAAGACUUUCUAAAUGAAUUCAAACAGGAUUUUAACUUUCAGAUCCUGGAUGCGACCAACCGGAAGGAAACCCAGGAACUACUUCCAACCGUUGUCGCGAAGUCAGGUCCAGUCGAUGCAUUGAUCAUUCGCAUGGGUACCCCUCCGUACGAGCCAUUUGACGAGGACCUUCUUGGUGCCCUGAUACCUCAUUGUAAGAUCAUUGCCUCUGCCUCCGCAGGAUUUAAUGAGUUCGACGUCGACUGGAUGACGCGGAACAAUAUCUGGUUCUGCAACACACGGAAUGCAGUUGCCGAGGCCACUGCGGAUAUGGCAGUGUUUCUCACCCUGGCUGUCCUCAGAGAUACCACGAGAGCGGAAAAGGGUGCGAGGGAGGGGACUUGGAAGACGGGGAUUGUUCCUAGUCGCGACCCCACGGGGUUGACUCUUGGAAUCGUGGGCAUGGGUUCGAUUGGCAAGUACAUUGCAACAAAAGCUAGAGUUUUCAACCUCAAGAUCAAAUAUUAUAACCGCAACCAACUCCCUCCAGAAGUGGAGAAGCAAUACGACGCCACGUACUGCCCAACGUUGCACUCCCUCCUCUCCAGUUCCGAUGUAGUCUCAAUAUCGUGUCCCCUGAAUGCCGCGACAACAAAUCUGAUUUCUCACGCUGAAUUCGCCGCCAUGAAACCCGGAUCCUUCUUCGUCAACACUGCGCGUGGCGCCGUCGUCAACGAGGAAGCUCUGAUUGAAGCGCUCGAGUCUGGCAAAAUCACUAGGGCCGGUCUGGACGUGUUCCGCAACGAGCCAAACAUCCACCCCUAUUUCCAGACGAGCGACAAGGUGGUUCUGCAACCACACAUGGGUGGUUUGACGGAUGUCGCGUUUAUGAAGUCGGAAAGGGAGUGUUUCGAGAAUAUCAGAAGUUUGUUUCGGACAGGAAGACCAGUAGCUCCGGUGAAUGAGGUCACGACAAGAGUGGAGGGCUAA
Rhinocladiella mackenziei CBS 650.93 is the source of this 1035-nucleotide messenger RNA. RefSeq lists its product as uncharacterized. Lineage: Eukaryota; Fungi; Ascomycota; Eurotiomycetes; Chaetothyriales; Herpotrichiellaceae. The record is from RefSeq and is a predicted model, not a curated record. The transcript has 3 exons. Gene Ontology annotation, cellular component: cytosol. Gene Ontology annotation, molecular function: hydroxypyruvate reductase [NAD(P)H] activity; glyoxylate reductase (NADPH) activity; NAD binding. The coding region runs from base 1 to 1035 and encodes 344 amino acids.